AUGCUGUGCUGCUGUGUUUGACUGUUUGUACAUUUUGUUGGUUGGUUUUGUUUGUUGAUUAGAAUAAUUAAAUAGGUAAUUUUAUGCCGAAUGGUAUUCUUGUUUACGUUACGAUGUUUAAACUCAGCAUAAACUUUACAAGGAGCACUUCAGUGUGUCUGAAGCGCACAAUGUCUUCUCAGGAGUCUGAUGUUUUAUUUGAGACCAUAAAUAAUGCUGGCAUUAUAACACUAAACAGACCUAAAGCUCUCAACUCUUUAAACACAUCUAUGGUCUCAAAACUGCUCACACAACUUCAAGAAUGGCAGAAUCAGAAAUCUCUAGUCAUCAUUAAAGGAGCAGGGGAGAAAGCGUUUUGCGCUGGAGGCGACGUUAAAGCAGCAAUCGAUAAAGUGGAAGGGCCAAGAUUCUUCAGGACAGAGUAUAAGGUGAACUACCUAAUUGGAAACUACAAAAUCCCAUAUAUAGCUUUUAUCAAUGGCAUCACAAUGGGUGGUGGAAUGGGAUUGUCUGUUCACGGCAGAUAUAGAGUUGCUACAGAAAAGACUGUUAUUGCAAUGCCGGAAACAAAGAUAGGCCUCUUUCCAGAUGUGGGUGGUUCUUAUUUCUUACCCAGACUACAAGUCAACUUAGGACUUUAUUUAGGUUUAACAGGUGAUAGAUUAAAGGGGAAAGAUGUUGUGAAAGCUGGCAUAGCCACUCACUUUGUAUCAAGUAAGAGGCUAUAUGAACUAGAGAAACUUCUAUCCAGAUGCACCAGCGAAGCUGAAGUCAGUGCUCUGUUCAACAAGUUCAAUGAACCCGCAGAGGAGUUCUCCCUGGCUGAGCACAUUAAACAUAUCAAUUACUGUUUUGCUGCUUCCACAAUAGAAGAAAUUAUUGAAAGGCUAGAAAAAGUUCAAAAUUAUUGGUCAAAGAAAACUUUGGAGUGUCUUCAUUCGAUGUGCCCUGGCUCUUUGAAGAUCACGUUGCGUGCGCUGCAACGAGGUGCUCAACUGGACUUGGGCCAGUGCCUGCAGAUGGAGUACAGGCUUGCGUGCCGAGCCACUGAGAACCAUGAUUUCCCCGAAGGUGUCCGAGCCCUCCUCAUAGACAAGGACAAUAAGCCACAGUGGAAGCCCAGCACCUUGGCUGAAGCCAAUGAGGACUACGUAGAAGGAUACUUUAAGAGGCUGCCCGACAACCAGGAACUGAAGUUCAACGACUCCAAACUCUAGCAGAUAAGGCAUUCCACUUCACAUACCUAGAUUUAAGUAGACGACACAUGUGCUUCAAUUAUAUGUAAAUCAAAAGUGUCAUAUUUUAGUACCCGCAAACAACAAGCUACGAUGUGGAAAGGCAUGGACCACGGCCACCCGUUUCAAUUCUAUGGAUUUACAGAUUGAUAUAAUCAUAAUCAUUAAUUUCGAAUUUUUAGAAUAGAAAUACAUAGAGUAUUAACUAAACUUUCAAUGAAUACAAAAAUGUCAAAAUUCAAUUACUAUGUUGGUUACAAAUUAUAUUAAAAUACAAUAUUUAUACAAAAAUAAAGUUAAAUGUCA
This is a messenger RNA of Chilo suppressalis (striped riceborer), 1541 nucleotides long. The record is from the annotation of a GenBank genome assembly. NCBI's taxonomy places the organism in Eukaryota, Metazoa, Arthropoda, Insecta, Lepidoptera, Crambidae.